Messenger RNA from Culex quinquefasciatus (southern house mosquito), 1844 nucleotides. Its product is annotated as synaptic vesicle glycoprotein 2B. Gene Ontology annotation, biological process: transmembrane transport. Gene Ontology annotation, molecular function: transmembrane transporter activity. The record is from RefSeq and is a predicted model, not a curated record. The coding region runs from base 83 to 1684 and encodes 533 amino acids. NCBI's taxonomy places the organism in Eukaryota, Metazoa, Arthropoda, Insecta, Diptera, Culicidae. The transcript has 6 exons.
CAAAUGUUCCCGGUGAUAAGAGCCAUCUUCUGCCUUUGCGUGGGAGCGUAAGUGAUUUAGUGUGCCGAAAGUAGUAACCGAAAUGGCUCCAAGUGUCGAGAGUGUUGUUGAAAGUGGCGGUGGGCGAGUUUUUAUCGUGGAACCGCUGGCCGCGACGGGUGGCGAUGGCAAGGAACUGUCCAAACACGGCACAGAGCAAAAAAGUUACACCUUUGACGAGGCGAUUGAUGUUGCCGGUUUUGGCCGAACCAGCUGGCAGGUCUUCCUGGUGUCCGCCCUGAUCAUGUUGGCCGUCCUGAACGAAACCAUGGGCAUUUCGAUUCUCAUUCCGGCGGCCCACUGCGAUCUUCACCUCUCGGCCACGGACAAGGGCAUGCUGACGGGGGUCAGUUUUGCGGGUAUCAUCUUGACGUCCCACCUGUGGGGCUACCUGGCGGACACCAAGGGCCGCAAGAAUGUGAUUAUCCUGUCGUUGGCGCUCACGACCGUGUGCUCGCUGGCGUCGAGCUUGGCCAGCGAUUUCGCCACCAUCGUGGUGCUUCGACUGCUCGUCGGGAUGUGCAUUUCCGCACCCUCCGCCACCAUCUACGCCUAUCUGGGAGAGUUUACCAAAACGGAACGCCGCACCAUGAUGAUCUCGUUCGCUAGCGUGGCCGUAGGCCUGUCCUCGAUCUCGGUUGGAACCCUCGGCUGGAUCUUCCUGUCGUUCAACUGGCGCCUCAACCUGUUCGACGUGGUCGAGUUCCGGCCGUGGCGUCUUCUGCUCAUCCUGUACUCCCUGCCGGGCGCCAUCGGUGCCAUCUGGAUGGUGUUCCUGCCGGAGAGUCCCAAAUUCUAUCUGUCCCAGGGUCGCGACGAUAAGGCGCUAGCGGUGUUGCAGCGGAUGUUCCUCGAGAAUCACCGGGGCUGCACGGUUGAGGAUUUCGCCGUCAAGCGGAUUACGCCAGAGGUUGACGCGGAGGAUGCAAAGGACAAGCCGAAGGGCUUCCUGGCCGUGAUGGGUAGCAUGUGGCAGCAGACGGUUCCGCUGUUGAGGCGACCGAAUCUGCUGUAUUUUGUUGUGUGCUGUGCGCUGCAGUUUGGGAUGUUCUUUGUCUCUGCCGGGAUGGGUUUGUGGUAUCCGGAGAUUGUAAACCGGGUGACUUCCGCCAACCAGAGUGUUCCGGCUACGAUCUGCGAAGUUCUGCAAGGUGUUCACAGCUCGGACGAGGACUUUGUGGCGUACGCCGAGAAGGAGUGCGACGAUCGUAUGACCCAGGACGUGUUCGUGUACGUGAUCGUGCUGGGUUCGAUCUACACAUUUCUGUACCUGGCCAUGUCGACGCUGCUGCAGAAGAUCAGGCGAGGGCACAUCUUGUUCUUCAACCUAUUCACCUCCGGGGUGUGUGGUGUACUGCUGGCGUACGUCAACGAUCCUUACUUUGUGCUGUUGUGCUUCUGUGCGUUCAUGGUCUUUGCCGGAUCGUCGAUAUCAUUGGUAAAUGGAGCCGCGGUGUCUCUGUUUCCAACCCACGUCCGGGCGAUGGCCGUCUGUUUAAGUUUGAUGAUGGGUCGGCUGGGCAGUGUUGCCGGCACGAACCUGAUCGGGCUGAUCAUGGAGGAUAGCUGUACGCUAACGUUCAACGUAUUCGCCGGUUGUUCACUACUGGGAGCCAUGCUUACGCUAGUACUGCCAAGCCGAUAGAUAGGAUAGGUCAGCAUUCUAUGAAUGAAUUGAAGAGACUGCUUCCAAGUAUCUCAACUCUGCUCAACUGCUUAGAAUAAACUUUUCUAGUCAUGUAAGUGGAAAUCCGAAACGAUAGAUCGAAUAAACGCUCUUGAAUUAAACUUUCUUUCUCCAGCAA